Molecule: messenger RNA, 1218 nt
Organism: Danaus chrysippus (African queen)
Lineage: Eukaryota; Metazoa; Arthropoda; Insecta; Lepidoptera; Nymphalidae
Source: the annotation of a GenBank genome assembly
AUGUAUCAGUUGCUAAGAAAAACCACGUCGAAAUUGACUUGUGGUUGGUGUUCAGAGUGUGUGAUGGUCCGCUGGGUCAUAGUCCUGCUGGUGGCUGUAGCUUGCCACGCCGCCACACUCGACUCGGAACUAGGCGUCGGCAAAUCCAUCAACAUAUUCAUGAGAUAUGGCUACCUCAGUAUAUGCAUGCGGGUGGUACCACGCAAUGAUACAGAUGGUUGGGUCUUCAGAGAGCCUACGGUCAGCGUAUUCAAAGACGUGGAGCAGUUGGUGGUCGCCCCAAAACCUAGAACAGCUAAAACGCUCUUCGACGGAGAUUUCCACAUGGAGUUCUGCGAUAACUUGAAGCAGCUGUUGCAGGCGUACUUUAGAGACUUCAGUUUUGAAAGGUUAGAACGUCCUUGGCGUGCAUUUACAGCUGGUUGGCCAACUGACAUCAUGGCUAGAAACCUUGGCAUCAAUUCAUCAUUCAUCACCGGUGAUCAUUGCUACGUGCUAGUGAGGGUAUCCAGGUUUCGUGAAACGGCCAAGCUGAAAGACAUACCGACAGAUAUUUCCGUAGAAGAUGUAGUUUACGAGGCGAUUGAUGAAACAAACGUCGGCGACACGGUGUCCAUAGCUGACUUCAUACGGAAAUACGGGUCGCAUUAUAUAGCGUCGUAUGUCACUGGGAACUCACUGUAUCAGGUAUUCGUGUUCUCUCGUGGCGUGUACUCUCGUAUACGGGAGCGGGUCAAGUCGCAGGGCGUGGGUUCUAUUCCGCCAACUGACAUCGACAAUUACUUCUCGCCGCUGUAUGCCGAACAUAUAGGAGCUGUCAAGGUGUUUGUGUUCUCUAGAACCGUAUACUCAGUUAUCAAAGAAAGACUUAAAAGCAAAGGCGUCGCCGACAUUACAGCCAAGGAGCUCGAAGGAUAUUUCUCACCCUGGCAAGCAAAACAUAUCGGUCAGAUAAAGGUCGCGAGCGGCAACAAAACCGUUGAGAGUUGGGCAAUGAAGAAAUUAAGAGUACAUUAUUAUAUUUUCUCAUACCCGAGUCUGUUGAAGUUGCACGGGGAGCCGGCGUUGUUGAGAAACUUGGACACGUUGCUUGGCAACGAAGCGUUACUACAGCUCGAACUGAAAACACUAUCUCCAGCUUUCAAAGACGUUAAAAAGAAAAAGUGGUUCGAAGAAGUUAUAGACAAUUAUUUGAAAUUAUGGGAGAGUAAUAUGUGA